This is a messenger RNA of Spodoptera litura, 649 nucleotides long. Its product is annotated as complex III assembly factor LYRM7. Gene Ontology annotation, cellular component: mitochondrial matrix. The record is from RefSeq and is a predicted model, not a curated record. Lineage: Eukaryota; Metazoa; Arthropoda; Insecta; Lepidoptera; Noctuidae. Gene Ontology annotation, biological process: mitochondrial respiratory chain complex III assembly. Gene Ontology annotation, molecular function: protein folding chaperone.
UUUUAUUUUGCUCGUCGAGGUUAUACAUUUUUAAAUACGUAAAUUCCAUUUGAGUGUUUAUUAUAAACAAGAAAUAGUAGAAAAAUUUACACAAUGAACAGUACGCGAUCAUUAGUGUUACAGACUUUCAAAAAGUUACACAAAACAAGAAUGAAAGUUUUUGCAGGAGAUGAAAGAGCACUGGUAGCUGGAAGACUUAAAAUUAAUGAAGAGUUUCAAAAAAACAAACAUGUUACCAAUGAAGAAGCAAUAAAGGCUAUGAUCAAACUUGGUGAAGAUGUAGAGAAAGAGCUACGGACACAAGUUAUUCAAGCUCGGGAAGUCAAACCUGGAGUAUUUGAGGCAAGGAUCACCGAUGAUACAGUGAAGUUAGAAAAUAUACCGUUUAAUGACAAUGCAGUAUUAGAUGAUGGGACAACUGUAAACAGGCCAUGUUGUCAAGACAAAGCUCAAAAUAAAUAGUUAUAAUUAUUAUCCAGCCAUUUUUGAGGAAAAUACUAAUAAUGUAUUGAGCAAAAUGUAUCUAAAUUAAGCAUUACUUGCUUAGUUAUUUUUGUUAUUUAGUUUUUAGUUUUACUUUUAGGUUAUAAAUGAAAUUAUGUAGCAUAAUAGGUUUGAAUACAAAUCAUUCAAUUUGAAACUAGACAAA